AUGGAUCCAGAUUGGGCAGACUUGCCAGCACUUCCUCUCAGUUUGAUUCUUGACAAGUUGUUAGAAGGAUUAGAUCAAAGCAGAAAGAAGAGAAGUUUAUAUGGCAUUGCCGCCGAGAAAGUUUAUCACUCUCAAUUUCCAGUGCCUUACAGCAAGAGGUGUUGUGGUUCAAGCCACGGCUGGCUAGCAACAGUAGAUUCUUGUUAUGUUAUAACAUUACUGAAUCCUUUUAAGAACGUUGCUCCCAUUCGUCUGCCGCCCCUGAAUCCUGGAUUGUCACAUAAGUAUCUCUUUGAACAAAAUAUGCAUAAGGUUACUCUGUCUGCUGAUCCCACGAGCAACCCAGAUGAUUACGUGGUUGCAGCAGUUUACAGCCAAGCUUGCUAUAUUGCUUUCAUAAAAGCAGGCCAAAAGUUUUGGACUUAUAUUGACAAAGAUUUUUUAUGUUUCACUGAUAUUACAUUCUAUAAAGGUAUGUUAUAUGCUGUGGGAAGAUGGAAUACUAUUGUGUCCUUCAAUCUUCAUUAUUCAAAUGACCCUUAUGGUUAUGAGGAGAUAAUUCCAAAUAUUGUUUUAAAAGGAGAAUUUGAUCAAACUUAUUCGGACAGGGCCUAUCUUGUGAAAUCAUUGGAAGGAGACUUGUUAAUGGUUAGAAGAUUUUUGGGUUAUCAGCAUCCUUAUGGUGAAGAUGGCUACUCAUAUAGCAAUGGUACCGAGAGUUUCGAAGUGUAUAAGUUGGAACUCGAUGUCCAAAGUGGGAAGCUUUUGCAAAUGUCAAAACUCAAUAGUUUGGAAGACAAUGUUCUGUUCCUGAGUGAUAGUGAUUCAAUUUCUAUGUCAGCUUCGUAUUUCUCCAAUUGUCUGCGAAAGGAUUCUAUUCACUAUACUGAUGAUUUUUAUGAUACGACCCAAGUUCUUACCAUUUUGGCCCAUUUGAUAAUGGAAUAUAUAAUGUAA
Messenger RNA from Gastrolobium bilobum, 957 nucleotides. RefSeq lists its product as uncharacterized. The coding region runs from base 1 to 957 and encodes 318 amino acids. NCBI's taxonomy places the organism in Eukaryota, Viridiplantae, Streptophyta, Magnoliopsida, Fabales, Fabaceae. The transcript is spliced from 2 exons. The record is from RefSeq and is a predicted model, not a curated record.